This is a messenger RNA of Sphaerulina musiva SO2202, 747 nucleotides long. RefSeq lists its product as uncharacterized. The transcript has 4 exons. Bases 1 to 747 code for a protein of 248 amino acids. The record is from RefSeq and is a predicted model, not a curated record. Lineage: Eukaryota; Fungi; Ascomycota; Dothideomycetes; Mycosphaerellales; Mycosphaerellaceae.
AUGCCUCCUCGCUGGCGAUCUUCACAAGCGGUCGACGCUAGGAUCUUCAUAGGACAGGAUGAUGAUGCUACAUCGCGCAUCGAUACGCGAACCUUUUGGGGUCCCGAACCAAUUACUGGCAAAGCCCGGUUCUAUUCGAAGAAACCCUUGACGGGACUUCGUUGCAGGAUUAUCGUUCAAGGUAGCGUCAAAACCAGGACGAUCGAUGAUGCCAGCCAGUCUAUGAGUUCGAAUGCGAACCAUGAAGCACAUACCUUCCUCUCUCACGUUCUGUGCGAGUGUGAAAACAUCCAUCUCCGCACAGAAAUCGAACUACCCUUCGCCUUCAAUCUACAACACCUUCCCCGAGCAUCCUACCUCACCACGACUUCCACUCUCAGUCAACAACUCCUCCCCUCCUUAGAUUCCAAAAACGCCCAACGGCACUGGUCCGAUGCAUUCAAAUCUGGCUCUACCGCGUAUUACGAAAUCACAUAUACCCUCAUUGCCUCUGCACACGUGGAGAACAAGCUCAUAUCCUCCACCACGAAAAUGUUCCACUAUGUGCCCACACUCACAUCUCCUCCUACUUCAUUUCCCGUAGAAGACUUUCCCGAAGAUUAUACUCUUCGCGUGAACAAGAUACUGCAAUCACAGCCCGGCGGAACUCCACUCACUCUCAGCAGCAGCAGCAGCAGACUGGGCAUCAUCACGCAAGAGCCCCCUCCAAAGAAGAAGAAGAAGAAGAAAUCUCUACCCACUCCCUGA